AUGGAUUCCUCCGCAGAGUUGAUAGCCGAAGUCCCUGGAUUCAUUCGGCUCCAUAAGGACGGCUGGGUAGAGAGGCUGAACGGCAACGAGAGGGUCCCUCCCUCCACCGACCAUCAUACCACCGGUGUCUCCUUAAAGGACAUCCUCAUCGACCCUGAGACUGCCCUCUCCGCCCGCCUCUACCUCCCCCCACUUUCCGGCAACCAUCACCGGCGGCCUCUACUUCCAUGGUGGUGGCUUCUUCAGCGGUGGGCGGUGCGCCAGACUAGACCAGGCACUGAGCCGUGGAUCGCCAAUCAUGCCGACCUCAGCCACAUCAUGGUCGCUGGCGACAGCGCCGGUGCCAACCUCAUCCACCAUGUAGCCAUGAGAGCAGGCGGCACAUCUGCAGUUCAUGGAUCGGGUCCGCCAGUCGAAGACCUGGUGAAGAUCCAGGGGACCCUUCUGGUCCAUCCAUACUUCUGGUCGUCGACUAUCCUCGACGGCGAGUUGCCGGUGUUGGCAGCACGUGUAGAGUUGAUAUGGAAGUUGGCGUGCCCUGCCAGCCCUGGAGUCGACGACCCCAUUAUGAAUCCGCUAGCGGUUGGCUCGCUGUCCCUCUCUGGGCUGGGAUGCAGGCGCGUGUUGGUAGCCAUUGCUGGAAAGGACUUCCUGCGGGGCCGCGGCCGGUGGUUCUAUGAAGCCUUGACUGCUAGAGGUUGGAAGGGUGAGGCGGAGGUGGAGGAGGUGGAAGGGGAGGAACACGUUUUUCAUCUGUUCAGGCCAGAGGAUGAGAAGGCGAAGUUGCUGCUCAAGCGAUUUGCUUCGUUCAUCAACAGUGAGUGA
This is a messenger RNA of Nymphaea colorata (pocket water lily), 825 nucleotides long. RefSeq names its product 2-hydroxyisoflavanone dehydratase-like. The record is from RefSeq and is a predicted model, not a curated record. Gene Ontology annotation, molecular function: hydrolase activity. The coding region runs from base 1 to 825 and encodes 274 amino acids. The transcript has 2 exons. Lineage: Eukaryota; Viridiplantae; Streptophyta; Magnoliopsida; Nymphaeales; Nymphaeaceae.